Molecule: messenger RNA, 1333 nt
Organism: Arabidopsis thaliana (thale cress)
Lineage: Eukaryota; Viridiplantae; Streptophyta; Magnoliopsida; Brassicales; Brassicaceae
Exons: 4
Coding region: 87-809 (240 amino acids)
Source: RefSeq, marked reviewed
UGAAAUUCAAAAACAAAACAAAAUCAGAUCAUCGCGCCAUUCGCAGAAGCUCAGAGAAAAACUUCAUUCGGAAGAAGAACUCAGUAAUGGCGACGUAUCCUUCUGUGAUUGAGAGAACCGUUGCUUCGUCUCUUCUUCUCCUUUCCUAUGGACCAGUGUUCUUCUCACCUAAAAGGUCGGAAUCUGUAGAGGAAUCGAGCUAUGUGAGGAAGUGGUGUCACGAAGGAAGUUCGAACUUGAGCUUGAUGUUGGGAUCUAGCGGAUCGAGAUCUUGUGGCUCGGCUUUGUCCAGCGAUGGUUCGUUUGGGAUGAGUGAGGAUCGCGAAUUCAAAAUCAAUUAUACUGGAGAUCCGUUUCGUCUCAUGAAUUUCAAGACAGCGAGAAAACGCCGUUCUCAGGUCAUUUGGGGAUCCUUCAACUUUAAGCCAACACAUUUGAAGAUGAAUCCUGUGUGUGAUGUUCUCUCAACAUGCUCUGUUGAUUCCAAAGAUGAGUCAUGUUUGUCAACUGGUUCAAGCGAGGUUUCUAGCGUAGAAAGCAGAAUCAAAGUCAGGAAUCAGAAAAGCAAUGAGAAACUUAGAGGAGGAGGGAAGACGAUGAAAGAAAGUAGCAGGUCAAGUUCUAUUCGCCGUAGAGCCAAAGACAUCUUGGAGUUUCUUUCCUCUGAAUCUUCUUCAGAAGUUCACAUCCGUCAGAUUCUUGGCGACAGUCCCGAUACCAGCAAAGCUCUCAGAAUGUUGUUGAAGAUGGAGGAAGUGAAGAGGUUUGGCACAGGAGGAAGACUUGAUCCCUUUAUUUACAAGGUAUGAAACUUAAAAUUGCACAUCCUUCAUUGUGAUAUAUAUUCUAGCAAUAAGUACAUUUAAAUUGAUCUUUUUGCCUCCUUAUUUUUCUGUAGAUUGCAUGAAAGAUUAAGACAUUAAUGCUGGAGGCAGGUAACACUUAUAUCCCCUUUCCCACUAUCUAGUUAUAUACAGUUUGGUUUGAUCCUGAUAUGGGCUAUAGGAAAACGUAAACUAUAACGGGAAUGCGGAAGUUUAUAUAUAUAGCUAAGAUAUAGUAUAUGGUCUAUAAACGUUCGCUUUGUAAGAAGUGGCUCUGUUACAUACAGAUAAAUAACUGAAGUAUAACUGAAGUAUAACUAUAUAAAAUAUAGAAACCGAUGUUAGUUUGCAUGUGUGAACCUCGGCCUAUUGGUUGAUUCCUUGUGAGCUGUUAAACACUAUUGGUUGAUGAAUAACUACUUUACUAAUCUAAGAAAUGUGAUUUUGCAAAAUAUAUUUUGAAAUCUUCCUAAUGGGAUAGAGAAAAUAUAAUUAAUUACUAAUUUCGG